This is a messenger RNA of Ambispora gerdemannii, 915 nucleotides long. The record is from the annotation of a GenBank genome assembly. NCBI's taxonomy places the organism in Eukaryota, Fungi, Glomeromycota, Glomeromycetes, Archaeosporales, Ambisporaceae.
AUGGGAAUAAGCCUUUCUGCGCCAGGUUUAAGAAAAAAGAAAAGCAAUGUUUCCCUUGCCGCUAAAGAUGACAAUGACGCCGAAACCAUUGAGAAUAAAUAUUAUUUGCCAUCAAAAAUUGAAGACAUUGACCGAAUGCAAAUUCAGCAUUUUCUCUAUCAACAUAUUUGGCAAUGCAAUUUUUCGUCUCCUAUCGAAAAUAUGUUGAAUAUGGGCGGAUACGUAAUUGAUAUUGGUGACAAAAUUAUAUUCUGUUCCGAAAGAUGUGGGCCAGGCACAUGGGUACUAGAAAUGGCUACAGAAUAUCCAAUGACGUGUUUCACAGGUGUUGAUAUUGUUCCUACUUUUCCAUCACAGAUAAUGCCACGAAAUGUUAAAUUUCUUAAAGGCAAUAUUUUACGGGAAUUGCCGAUUGAGGAUAAAUUUGAUUUCGCACGGCUGAGCUUACUUGGAACUUCAUUUAACGAAAAAGAAUGGCCGCGUGCAAUUGAACAAACUAUAAAAUUAUUAAAGCCCGGCGGCUGGAUCGAAAUUUGUGAAUUGGAUUUACUCCCAAAUAGUAUGGGUCCUUGUUUCGAAAAAAUAACUACUGCGUUUAUGGGAUUAUUGUCAAAAAGAGGUGUAAAUUCACGAAUUGUUUUAAAACUUGACUCGCUUCUUGCCGGCUCAAAUUCACUUUCAAAAGUCCAAUUCGAUCUUCGAAGGAUAACAGCCGGACAUCGCGGCGGUAAACCCGGAAUUCUGUUUGCGGAAAAUUUGGCAAUCUAUUUCAAAUCUGUAGUCGUUUCACAUCUUCAAUCAUUUAUGAAUCUGUCUCCGGAAGGAUAUCAAAAAUUGUGGAGCAACUGCGAGCAAGAGUUCGAAAUAUGCGAAACUCAGGUCAACAUAUAUCGAUUCUGGGGACGUAAAAGUUAA